AUGAAGAUAGGGUAAUUAGUUCCAAUUUCAGAAUAAAUUAAAUCUAAAUAUAAAGACUUGUAGCAAUAUUCUCUCAUGUAAUAUUUAGGGUCAUAUUUCGAGCUUACUCUUUUAAUGUCUAUACUUGAUUUUCUAUUAACUUAUCAUAUUGAAGAUUAACUUUAAAGAUUAGUUAAACCAAAUGGAAUAUAUUCAAAAUCAUCAUAAAUAAUUAUUGACAAAAUUUAACAUUGCAUUAUAAAAGAAAGAAAAUUAUCAUUAUUUUAUGAAUAAAUUUAAAUUGAAGAUAUUUAAUAUCAAAAAGUCAAAGAAUUUCUUCAAUAAUAUUGCUAUGCUUAAUAACAAUAAUUCAAUUUUUUAUUUAAAGAAUAACUAACAACUUUAGCUUAGAUUUUUUAACUUUCUUUUUAUAUUUUUGGUGAAUUAGAAUUAAAAAUUCCAAAUAAAAAAUAAUAGUGUAUUUUUCUUUAUUAAGAUAAAAAUCAAUAUUAUUACAUUUAAUAGUAUGAUGAGAAUCGAAAUUAAAAAAAUCAACAAAAUAAUUGCUCUUCAUACAAAAAUAUGGAUUAAAUUUAUUUAAGUAAUAAAACCCAAUUAGAAUCAGAAAAUGAUUGUUAAGUGAGUAAAAGCAAAUUGAAUGAAAAUUAAUUCCUAAAAUAAGAUAAUAUUUAUAUUAAUGAUAAAGAAAUAUAAUAAUCCUAAUAAAUAGUCUAAAAGUCAACAGAGGUAAUUUAAAUGGAAAAUCAAAAAUAUUAAGAGUAUUCAGAAUAAAAAUUGUUAAUUUGUUUGAAAUGCAAAGAUAAAUCAUAAAUUCAAAUUUUUAUUAAUAAAUCGUGCAAUCAUCAUUUUUGUUUUCAAUGCUUGAGUUAAUUUAUAACUGAUUAGGAUGUUAACUAUUCAUGUUUAGAAAAAAACUGUGAAUAAAUAAUAGAUUCUCAUUCUUUUUAAUAAUUUUCUUAAAAUUUAUUAAAUAAUAAUGGAAAUUAAAUAACAAAAAUAAUAGUUAAAGCUGAAUUUAAAAAUUGCAGUGGAUGUUCAAAAAAGGUAUUGAGAAAUUUAUAAUUUACAAAUUUGUGUCUACAUACUUUUUGUAUAGACUGUUCCAUUAAAUUUGCAAAAAAUACAUAAAUUAAAAUUUAUUGUCCAUAUUUUGGCUGUCUUCAAAAAAUUGCCUAUGAAUAAUUAAUGGAAUAUUUAAAAUCCGAAAAAAUUCUAUUUUAGUGCUCUAAAUGUGAAAAACAAUUAGAAAGAGAAAAUUUAUUUUUAAAUAGACUCUGUUCUCAUUUUUUGUGUUUUGAUUGUUCAUAUGAGUUGGUGAUAAAAAAUAGCAACAGUUAAUUGUAUCAGCCUUGUCCUAUCAAUUAUUGUAGUUAAAUGUUAGAUUCAUAUUAAUUCAAUUAAUUUUUUGAGGAAAACUAAAAUAUAGCACUUUAAGAAUAAGAAAAAAAAGAAUAAUUGUUCGAAGAAAUAUAAAAUUAAGAAUCUCAAUCUGAUAUAUAAUUUGAAGGAAAAGUUGAAAAAAUUACUUAAGCUGAGAAUUUCAACUAAUCCCCAUAAAUUUUAAAUUCAAACAAUAAUUAUAAAUCUUAAAUGUAAACAGAUGAGGAUGAUGAUGAAUAUAAUAAUAAUGAUUAGACUUAUGUUGAAUGCACUUUAUGUUAAACUACUUUUUCUGACUACAAUCUUCGUUAAAAAUUAAACUGUAAAUUGCAUUAAAUUGGUGUUUGUUGUUCUUUAGAAAAUGAAAAUUGUCCUCAGUGUGCUAAGAAGAAUUAUUAUAAAUCCAAAUAUUGCUUUCAAUGUAAAAUAAUAGAUUUAUACUAGCCAAAUUAAAAUUAUCCAUCGUCAAUUAAGAGUUUGAUUUUUAUAAUUUUUAAACUACCAGUUAUUGA
Paramecium sonneborni is the source of this 1892-nucleotide messenger RNA. Lineage: Eukaryota; Ciliophora; Oligohymenophorea; Peniculida; Parameciidae. The record is from the annotation of a GenBank genome assembly.